AGAGAACACAAAUUGCUUUAUGCUUCAGUUACAUCAUGCAGAUGUGGUAUAUGCUUAUAGAAACAGAUUUAAAGUGCCAGGCCUCAGAAUAAGAUGUGAAUGAUUUAGGUCACAGGGUUCUUUUUCUGACAGUGAGACACUUGUGGUGAAAGUGGAUUUUGAGGUUAAAAACUCAAAAUUCUCCAUUGUGACAUGAAGCAAGCAAAAAGGGAAGAUUAUUAUGAUGUACAGGAUCAGUUUAAAAAAAGAACUGGUGAUAAUUGAGAUGUCUCGCUGCCACUUCACAAUUUGGUAUAAUUGUCUGUCUCUGUUAGAGCGAACCAGAACAGUCAGGGGGUGUUCAGGCCAGGAUUAAGAUGUGCUUUCAUCCAUAACUUCAAACACUUGAUCAUAAAACAUAAAUCAAGUAGAUGUAUGUUUCAGGUAAUGUCAUAAGUAUAAUUUAAUCUUGAAUAUUGAGUAUUUUAAUUCAAGUCUCACAGUUUGCUUGCAAUAGCAACAUCUGACAAAAUACUGCACGGCUGUGCAUGUGUGUCUCGGUUCACUUCAUCUUGAUGAUUUAUAUAAAUCAUAUAGUCCUCCGCCACCACCACCAUCCAGCUGUGGCUUUGUCGGAAUUAUAUGGUGGCAAUGAAUUUCACAAACUGGUGGUUUUGCAGAUCUCAAUGUACUAGUCUUGGGCUGCCUUACCUAAAGUAAUAAUAUCAGGAACUCCAAGAUUAGUGCUAUCCAGGAACUGAACCUACUGGAAAGGUAUGUUUGAAUAAUACAUGAACCAAAAUAAAAUACUUUAACAAAACCUAGUUAUAAGACCUAACCAGUAUUUUACUAAAUUGGUGUUCAAAGUUCAGUUUGGUUAGCCUUGAGUCUGUCGGUACAGUAACAAUAAAACUGUAAAAAAGAUAUAAAAUGGUGUCAAUGUGUUAGAAGUACAGUACUUAAAAUUAAGGUACAUACUUCCUUAUGGUCCUAUAACAGCGUCAAUGAUAAUGGAUUUUUAGCUGUUACAAACCUGUUCCCAAAAAAAUUUACAUAUCCUGAACUUACAUUUAUUUGACAAAAGUUCAGUUAUUUAAAAUGUUCUCUUACUGAGCACAGCUAUACAAACCAAUUAUUUUAUCGAAAGCAAUUUGCAAAAGUCAUGAACCAUAUACAUUUUAUGUUAUAUAAUCGGGCUCUCUCUGGUAAAUCUAAUAAUGCAAAAACAGAGAACAGAGCUUAUUCUAAGCUAAUUGAAAAGGACUGAGGCGCCAAACCAAGUGUCUACUGUAGCCAGGCAAUCCAGGUUGACCUUGACCAAGGAAGCAUCCAUCAGAACAAUAAUUUCAUAAAAUGCCAAAAUCUCAUGGAACCAGGGAAAAUGCAUUAGAGGAGAAGUAGCUGGAAGCCUCUUGGCUACAGACACUGCCAUUUCAAAAAGAGCAGGCAAAACAGGAGUCUCUAACCAUAAAUUAGUGUACUGGGCAAUCUUAACAAAUGGAGAUACUCUACAGCUAUGGCCAAAAGUUUUGCAUCACCCUAGUUUCUUUGAUUACAUGAUGAUAAAUAAAAUAUCUGAAUUAAAACGUUUGGCCAUAGCUGUAGGUACCUACAAUUUGAAACUUGGUGGAAGAGUGAUCACAAAUUCAGUAACUUAAUUCUGGAAGGUUAUGCACUAUAAAUACAUUUAAAGUGAGUUAGCCGUAAAUCAGUUUCCCAGCCAGAAUCUCCCCCGCUUUGUUAGUUUAGCAUUGGCCAGAGGCUUUAAGAGAUUUCUCUGCAAAAAGAAAUGGAAUAAGUGCCAAAGUGAAUCAUCAUACUGAGCUCCAUUAAGCACAAACACACACUGGCCCCUACUUAAAAAAUAUAACCCAGUGAGGAAAUCAAUCUUCAUAUAGCCCUGUGGUUAUCAUCACACAAAUUGCCCAGUGUAUCUAUACUGUUAGAGGACCAAGGGGUCACUGUUUUUCUCAAUUGGUAAUCCUGAUCUUAACUGCAUGCGUCUAUCUGUUUAGUAACACUAUAUUCUUACAGGUAAACAGCUGCAGCACUUGGUUGUUCCAAGUUGCAUGUGAGUUAAAUUACUGGCAUAUGACACACAAAAUGGAUUAAGUGGAGAUGAAAGUCCAGCUCUUAUAUUACUCCUUAUAAAAUACAAUUAUAUAUUUUUGUAUGUACAGUGUAUGUUAAGUAUACCAAUUUGCACAUAAUAGCUGUGUUGGCAAAAGCUAACUGGUUGUUUUAAAAUAAUUAAAUAUGAACUACCACAAAGAUAACUUCUAAACAUCAAUUGAUCUUUAUGUCUCGCAACCAAGCAACCAGCAGUUAAUAUUUAAGUACAUUAAAACAUCAAGUAACCUGACAAAUGGUGUGUGUGUGUGUGAUAAGCAUUUUGGUGAACUGAUUUUCUGGAUAAUUGACCUUGACUCAGAACUUUUGUAGCCUGCAAAACCCAUAUAUGUGUCUAACACAUGUUAAAUGUUUUAUUGGGACCAGGUAGUGGUCCAGUUUAAUGAUAAUCCACUUAAUAGACUUCCGGAUAAUAGACUUCUUACUGUAAUUUCAAAUGUCUGGUGUAAAUCUAGAAUUUGAAUUGGGACAUAAUCAGCAAUAGCUGUUCAAAAAUGUGAAGUAAUUGCAGUGGCUGACUAAACCAGGUGAGAGUCAAGGCAUGAAUCAAGCAUGAAGGUGUAUGUUCACCAACUGCAUCCAUGUAAGAUAUUAUAACGCGGGAGCAGACACGAGCCUGCCAUCGACAAAGCAGAGUUCAAAUCAAAGAGGAUGAUAGCAUUUUAUAAAACACCUUCAGUAUUUAAAACUAGUUUUGAUUAGCAGCUGGUCUGACCAGGCCACAGUUUUACAGUAGGGUAUAGUCUCAAUAAAGUGGUACACACAUUCAAGGAAAUACAUGCACUAAAAUAUCUGUGAGACACGUCAAGGUGACGCGUAUUUGUCAGGAACUAAUCUUUCUGCAUCUUUUUCUUCAAUUUCUAGCCGCUGGAAGUAUCCCAAAAAUUCGUGGUGAAAAUGUAUUUAGUGUACUUCUUACGCCUUGACACCAGAGGGCACCAAGAAGCAAAUUCAAAACUACUCUGCAGAACGAACUUCCUCCUAACGUGGUUGUAGAUCUAGCUUUUGAUUUUUAUUUCAAGAAAGUAAAUAUUGUUGGCGGGCAUUGUUUAAAUUAUUUCAAAUGCACAUAACGGCGGCAAUGACAUUUCAGGAGGUGAAAGUAAACAUCCCCUUCGGUGAUAAAUCUCUAGAUGGAAUUGUUUCGGUACCAGAUGAUCAUAACUUUUGUGGAGUGAUUCUCACACAUGGAGCUGGAGGAGACAUGAACUUCCGUCAUCUGGUUUCAAUAACAACGUUUCUUGCUUCAAAUGGGAUUCUGUGUGUCAGAUUUACCUGUAAAGGGCUCAACCUUGCUUAUAGAGUCAAUGCUUAUAAAGCUGUUGUGGAAUACGUGAGGAAGUCAAAGGAGUAUAAAGUAAAUGACCUUUUCCUUGGAGGGCGUUCUAUGGGAGCACGUGCUGCUGCUGCUGUGGUGAAACAACUAAUGGAGAACAAUGAUGACGAUAUCCGGGGCCUCAUAUGCCUGUCGUAUCCACUACACCCACCAAAGCAGCAAAAGAAGCUUCGGACAAGUGAUCUGCAACUUGUGCAGAACCCGGUACUUUUCCUGUCAGGAACUGCUGAUGAAAUGUGUGAAAAGAGCUUGCUGGAAGGAGAAGUAAACAAAAUGGUGGCACCUACCAAACUUUAUUGGAUAGACGGGGCAAAUCAUGGAAUGGGAGUGAAAGGACGAACUGAGGAAGAAAUAAUGGAUGAAAUGAACUCGCAAGUUCUUUCGUGGAUUCAAGAAACCGUUUGAAGAUGUGUGGCCUGUGAUUGUGAAAAGAAAUUCCACUGAGACUGUUCACCCUGUCACAGGGCUUGCUGGAGGGUUGUAUAUGUCCAACAAAAUGCAUCUAAAAUAUUUAAUUUGUAUGUAAGUGUAACAGGGCGAGCAGCCCUGUACAUUGAUUUGUUUAUUUUUAGAACGAGGGUUCCCCCUCCGCUCCUGUGUUAUUUUGUGUUUGUUUAUUUUGAUUGUUGUAUGCAUGACGGCGAGCGCCGUAUGUUUGUUAUUGUUUUGUUUAUUUUUAAAACGUGUCCUGGCAGAGGCGAGAUCGGUGCUCGUCCUCUGCCAGGUGUAAUGAAAAAUACUCGUGCAGAAGGUGGCCAUCUCCCGAAUUAAUUAAGUGAUUAAUUUAGUUGCUAAUCGGGAGAUGGUCACCUGAAUAUAAAAAGCCUGCAGUUCUCCAGUUCAGGGUGGGUGUCAGAAGGAGAGUGUGCGAGAGGAGUGACGGAGAAACGAGAGAGAAAGUAAACAUAGGAACAGUGAAGGCAAUCUGCCCAGCCUGACCUGUGUUGCAGUUAUUAUUUUGUGUUCGUGAUUUGUUUUUGUUUACCCU
This is a messenger RNA of Acipenser ruthenus (sterlet), 4433 nucleotides long. Its product is annotated as testis-expressed protein 30-like. Bases 3173 to 3850 code for a protein of 225 amino acids. The transcript has 5 exons. The record is from RefSeq and is a predicted model, not a curated record. NCBI's taxonomy places the organism in Eukaryota, Metazoa, Chordata, Actinopteri, Acipenseriformes, Acipenseridae.